UUUAUUGAAGGCAAAUUAUCAACUUGACUGGUGCUAAGUUUGCCGCCGUUCCUAAACUACCGUUUAUAUUAUCUUAGUGGUAAAUACAGUCUUUUUCAAAAAAAUAAAUUGAAAAUUAUUUUUAUGAAAAUGUUAAAUGCUUAAGAAAAAAUUAAUAAUUUGUGUGUUUUUUGGAUUUGUCACAUAUUUAAUUUUUAUGUUAUUUUUGGAGCCUGUGACAAAGUCUUGGAAAGAUGUUAACCAAAUCGAUAAUUUGCAUUUGCAAUACAGAAAUCUAAAUUUUAGCAAAGACUCUGGUGAUGUUUUAUCUUUUGUCCAUAUUCAGAAAACAGGUGGUACCACAAUGGAAAAACAUCUUAUUUUUAAUAUUAAAGAUAGUAAUUGUGUUUGUGAAAGUACUAAAAAGCCAUCUUGUAUGUGUUACAGAAAAGAGAAGAAUGAAAUUUGGCUGAUUUGUCGAUAUAUUCAACCGAAAUGGCCGUGUGGAUUACAUCCUGAUUUAGCCACAAUGAAAAAGUGUGCCCCGAAUUUCAUGAAUUCUGUAUAUGGAAGCCGACCAAGAAGAUUUUUGUACGCUACAUUACUUCGUGACCCAAUUCAUCGUUUUAUAAGUGAGUUUCGACAUAUACAAAGAGGCGCAUCCUGGGAUUCGGCAGCUUCUCUAUGUCAGGGUAAAAAUCUUGCAUCACAAGUGACUUCAUGUUUUAAAGGUUCUUUGUGGUUAAAUUUGACAAUUGAGAAGUUUUUAUCUUGUUCUCAAAAUCUAGGAUUCAAUCGACAGACCUGGAUGUUGUCAAAUAUUUCUGAGGUUAGUUGUAAUCCUGCAGAAAUACUCUAUAAUGAAAAUUUAAAUAAUAAAUUACUCUCAAUUGCAAAAGAAAAUCUAGUUUCAAUGGCAUACUUUGGCAUUUUGGAAUACCCUACAGAGAGUCAGUUUGUGUUUGAGAAAACAUUUCGUGUUGAGUUUAAAGAACCUUUUUGGAAUUGGAAUACUAGCUAUGCUAUGGAAUACCUUAAAUAUUUUAAUAUUUCAUUAAAAAUUCAAGAAAAAAUUAAUUUUGUCAAUAAUUUGGAUAUUAAACUGUAUAAUUUUGCUAAACAAAUUUUGUUUCAGAGAUACAGCUAUUUUGUUGCAAAAUAUGGAAUGCCAGCCUACAAAAAUUCUUUUGUAAAUGAGAGCUUUCAAUUCAAUCUUGUUAAAAUUUUAAAGAUGAAAAAAAAUCUCCCAAAAUCCAAAAGUAAAGAAGAACAGUUGCGUAUUAAAAAGGCUCGUGCAGAAUUAGGCAUCAUUAGUUAAAUUCAAUAUCGUUCAAUACUUUUUUUACUAAUUAUUUAUUUAGUCAAAUUUUUUUAAUUUUUAUUGCAAUUCAAGUUUAAUAAUUGGAAAAUAGUUGCAAAAAAAAAAAAAACUCAGUAUAUUUUUUUCAUAAAAAAUGUAAUUUUUUAUGAAAAAAAAACUCAUUUUAUUUAAGCAUAAAAAUCCAUUUAAAACUUUAUUAAAUUUGAGCACACUCAAAUUAAAUUCAUUUAAAGGCUCUGAAUAUAAGCAAACACUUCUUUUGACAAUGUUGUACAACUGCUAUAAAAAAAUUAAUAUUGAUUUUUUUUUUUAUUGCAAGAGUUGGUAAAAAUAAAAGAAAUAAAAUGAAAAGAAUAUUUUUUGUCAAAAAAUUUUAUCUUAUAUUUCUUAUGAUUUUGCAUUUUAAAUUGCUGUUAAUGUUAAAUAUUUUUUGCUGAAUAUGUUUUGAAGUGCAAUCACUUCAUUUAUUUAUAUAACUCUUAUAUUAUAUACUGGGUCGCUGUUAAAAGGAUGUUUUAUUGACAAAUUUUUUUAUGUUAUAUAUUAUUUAUUUUUAAGGAUUUUUUAUUUUUUUGAACUGAAUUAUUUUAUUUAAGUAAUUAUGGUAUGAAUAUUUUGGUAUAAAAUUUUUUUACAAAUAUUUUUUCAUAUUUUUUAUUUUUGAUUUCAUAAAAUGGAAAUUUUGUCAUUUUAAAGGUAUAUCAUAUAACUAUAAAGUGUCUAAAUUUUAAAAAUAAAAAUGCAUCUCUUUGUAA
Molecule: messenger RNA, 2055 nt
Organism: Hydra vulgaris (swiftwater hydra)
Lineage: Eukaryota; Metazoa; Cnidaria; Hydrozoa; Anthoathecata; Hydridae
Product: heparan-sulfate 6-O-sulfotransferase 2
Cellular component (GO): membrane
Molecular function (GO): heparan sulfate 6-sulfotransferase activity
Source: RefSeq, a predicted model, not a curated record